AGACUAUUGGUUGAAAGAAUAGUCAAUGAGAGAGCUUGUUACUAGUCUCUUACUGUGGUGCUGGGGGAUCGCUUUAGGCCUGAACCCAUAAGCGUCCAAGUGGUUUUGGCACCAUGAGCUCAAUCGGCACCGGGUAUGAUCUGUCAGCUUCUACAUUCUCUCCAGAUGGAAGAGUUUUUCAAGUUGAAUAUGCUAUGAAGGCUGUGGAAAAUAGUAGUACAGCUAUUGGAAUCAGAUGUAAAGACGGCGUCGUCUUUGGGGUAGAAAAAUUAGUCCUGUCUAAACUUUAUGAAGAAGGUUCCAACAAACGACUUUUUAAUGUUGAUCGACAUGUUGGAAUGGCAGUAGCAGGUUUGUUGGCAGAUGCUCGUUCUUUAGCAGACAUUGCAAGAGAAGAGGCUUCCAACUUUAGAUCUAACUUUGGAUAUAACAUUCCACUAAAACAUCUUGCAGACAGAGUGGCCAUGUAUGUACACGCGUAUACGCUCUACAGUGCUGUUAGACCUUUCGGCUGCAGUUUCAUGUUAGGGUCUUACAGUGUGAAUGACGGUGCACAACUCUACAUGAUUGACCCAUCGGGUGUUUCAUAUGGUUAUUGGGGCUGUGCCAUUGGCAAAGCCAGGCAGGCUGCAAAGACAGAAAUUGAAAAGCUUCAGAUGAAAGAAAUGACCUGCCGUGAUGUUGUUAAAGAAGUUGCAAAAAUAAUUUACAUAGUACACGAUGAAGUUAAGGAUAAAGCUUUUGAACUAGAGCUCAGCUGGGUUGGUGAAAUAACUAAUGGAAGACAUGAAAUAGUUCCUAAAGAUAUAAGGGAAGAGGCAGAGAAAUAUGCCAAGGAAUCUUUGAAGGAAGAAGAUGAAUCAGAUGAUGACAACAUGUAACAUUAACUUGUACAUUAAAUUUCUAAUACAGUCCCAUGUAACUAUUUAGCCCUUUGGAUUAUUACGUACCAAUUUUCAUUAAAUUUUUGUCUUACAACGAUU
This is a messenger RNA of Capra hircus (goat), 983 nucleotides long. It is a transcript of the gene PSMA3, whose product is annotated as proteasome subunit alpha 3. Lineage: Eukaryota; Metazoa; Chordata; Mammalia; Artiodactyla; Bovidae. The record is from RefSeq and is a predicted model, not a curated record. Bases 114 to 881 code for a protein of 255 amino acids. The transcript has 11 exons. Gene Ontology annotation, biological process: ubiquitin-dependent protein catabolic process. Gene Ontology annotation, cellular component: synapse; proteasome core complex; nucleus.